This is a messenger RNA of Limulus polyphemus (Atlantic horseshoe crab), 2491 nucleotides long. RefSeq names its product SLIT-ROBO Rho GTPase-activating protein 2-like. Bases 205 to 1008 code for a protein of 267 amino acids. Gene Ontology annotation, biological process: negative regulation of cell migration; signal transduction. The record is from RefSeq and is a predicted model, not a curated record. NCBI's taxonomy places the organism in Eukaryota, Metazoa, Arthropoda, Merostomata, Xiphosura, Limulidae. Gene Ontology annotation, molecular function: protein binding. The transcript has 5 exons. Gene Ontology annotation, cellular component: cytoplasm.
UUGAACCUAAUUAAAAUCAACUGACAAGCUGCUGAAACUAUAAAGCUAACUUGUAUCUGACCUGUCAUUUUAGGUAUUGAAAUUAAAUAUCAGUUCAUCAGCAAAGUUCGAGAUGUAAUUGCUAGUCUCCAAAAAUCAGUGGCUAUUGUUCUUCACUAUCUGUUUGCCUUCUUAAACCAUGUUUCUGAAUUCAGUGAUGAGAAUAUGAUGGAUCCAUAUAACCUGGCUACUUGUUUUGGUCCAUCAUUCCUGCCUAUACCAGAAGACAAGAACCAGGUUCAGUAUCAAAAUUUGUUUAAUGAACUCAUCAAAAAAAUCAUUAUUUACCAAGAAGAGAUAUUUCCUGAUGAUGGUGGAAUAGCUUAUGAGAAGUAUAUCAGUCACAUUGUACCAGAAGAAAUUGAUAUGGAAGAAUCUUCACUAGAUAACUGCCCAGACAGUCUUGAUGCCAUCAGUAGUUCUGAAGUUGAAACUCCUCCUAGUGAAGAUGAACAUGAAGUGUUUGAAGGUGUGGCACAGACUUCUUUCUGUGGCCAGACUGAGCAUGAACUCUCUUUCAAUAAAGGUGACACUUUGCAACUUUACUCUCAAGUCUGUAACAAAUGGUGGAGAGGGAGCUUGAAUGGAAGAGAAGGGCUCAUCCCAGACAAAUGUAUUUUUCUAAGACUAAAUAUUAUGGAAGAUAAAGGUCAACUCAGUCAGGAUGGUAGUAAAGGACAUCAAGCUAGCAGUAGUAGUGAUUCUCUGUCAGGCUCCAGUUCCAGCCCCAAACCUAAAAAAGAGAUAACAGGGCCAGAUACAUUCUUACCAGCAUCACUAGCAACACUGUCAUCAAGUUCGGUAUCCAGUUCUGGAAUCAGUUCUCUGCUUUCCUUGAACAGCCGACGCAGAUUAAGCCUCAGUCCAUCCACGCUACGUAAAAUACAGCUACCAUUAUCUGGUGAGUUUCAACAGCCUAAGCUGGUUCAUUCUUGCAGUGUAGGGGAAUCAAUGGAAGACAGAUUAUAAAAACCUUACAGUGGUUAAGAACUAUUUUUUAAAGGUUCAGUGGAUGAGGAUUAUGUUAACAGUCCUAAAUGAUGACUUAGUUUCGACAGUGUAAGCUAGUUCAUUCUUGCAGUGUAGGGGAAUCAGUGGAAGACAGAUUAUAAAAACCUUGCAGUGCUUAAGAACUUUUUUUAAAGGCUCAAGGAAUGAGGAUUAUGUUAACAGUCCUAAAUGAUGACUUUUUAAAUUUUUCACUGGAUGUUAAGUCUAUUCAAGAGAAAGAAGAUAAAUCUACAAGAAAUAGUUCACUAGAUUUACCAGAACAAACUCAUCUUUUGGUGUGAAGGAUCUGCCCACUAAGUCUCCUGUUUUACUCUUUGAAGGGUUUGUCAUGGGAGAGAAGGAAGACCACAUUAUCGAUUGAAUAUUCAUAUUUGUGAUAGUCCAGAGCUUACCAUAGCAGAAAGAUUUGCUGUAUCAAACCAGGACAGCCAACAGAAAGGUUAUAUGUCACAUACUUCUUGUUCAGCCAGUGACUGGACUCAAGCUGAAUAUACUGUGACUGUUGAUCCUGAUUUUAAUUGGAGUAAAAAUUUAACAAAUGUUUUCUAGAAAGAGAUCAAACAAAGGACAACACAAAAGUUGAAUCCAAGUCCUCACCUGAAGUCCUGAGCAGAAAGUUUCAACCUAGGGAAAGUCAAUCAACUGAUCAAAGCUCAGAAUUUUUUUUUUUAAAUCUAUUUCACAUUUCAUGUGCUUAACCAAAACCCUCAUAGUGAAGAAACUUGAAAGUCCUUCCCAUUCAGUGGAGGCAGUAAAAGUUCCAGAAAAAAAAAUAUUAGCAUCUUUCCAGUGUCAUCUGGUGCUCAUGAAAUAAACUACAGUAGUUAAGAGUGCAAACUGAAAAAAAUAAAUGUUGAUAAAGCAUACAUUGUAUACUUGUAAAGAGUAAACUCAGACAGCUGAGAUUUAUGUGUUAAUAUUGGAAGAUCUUUUAAUCUGUUUAGAAGUGUAGAGCUGUGCAGACACUUAUAAUAGUUCAGACUGGAUCUGAAGAAAACUAAAACUUUGUUAUUGUAUUUAUCAUUUGUUCUUCAACCUAUGUAUUGAAGUUGUGGAAACGUAUGUUCUGAUUAUACUCUGAAAAUUAUAUUGUUCAGAAUAAGAGUUGUAUGUAGUGUAGGAACUAGAAAGAUUGUCCAUAUAGAAACCUAUUUUCCAAGUGCAAACGUUUUAAAAUAUUAAGUAUAAAUGAUUCUUAACAAUUUAAAAAAAAAUCAUUUUGUAAAAAACCAUAAUUGUAAUGCAGUAUUUGAUUAUUCCCAAAAAUGUGACUCUUGAGAUAGUAACAAAACAUGAAACAAUGAGACAUCAAAGUUCUUGAGCUGUACAUGUAGGUGACUUGUAAUGGAAUGUAUAAUACUGUUACGUCUCUGGUCGUUAGUUAAUUUCCCGUAUAAUUUCUUUCCGAUGAAACUUAAGCGACACAAGUCCUUUCUUAAAU